Molecule: messenger RNA, 1086 nt
Organism: Staurois parvus
Lineage: Eukaryota; Metazoa; Chordata; Amphibia; Anura; Ranidae
Source: the annotation of a GenBank genome assembly
UCCAAGAUUGUACAAAUGUCUAAAUAGUGGCACACUUGAAAAAAAAUUGUCCAUGUAUAAGUGGCACCCAAUAUGGAAAAAAGGAUGACACCAAGUCCCAAACUAUCUUGCCACUACUCCCCAUGUAGUCUGGGCAUCUGGGGGGCUCCACAUGACUAUCUUUCCCUUGUAAAUCCGAAACUUAUAAGUAUAGCCUGUUGUCCUAUCACAGGUCUUCUACAUUGUGACCCCAUAUCUGGCACGCUUGCUGGGGAGAAAUUGUUUGAAUGCAAGGUGGCCAGAAAAAUUAAUGAGGGACUCAUCAGUGCAGAUGUUUUGCUGGGGAGUAUAGACAUCUGCAAAUUUUUGGUUAAGGUGAUUUGUGAGGGGCUGAAUUUUGUGCAGCCGGUCAAAUUCAGGGUCACCCCGAGGACGACAAAGUGUAUUUUUGUUGAAAUGCAUAAAACACAUUAUACUCUCACAUCUAUGCCUGGCCAUGGCAGCGAAGAACAUGGGCAUAUGAUGAAUCAGGUCUGUGGACCAAUACAACCGCAAUUAAUUUUUUUUAGUAAUGCCCAUGUUGAGAGUUAAACCCAAAAAAAAUAUAUAAAUUCGGAAACCAUGAUGAUUUUCCAUGCGAAUGGUCUGUCAAGGUUUGAAUCUGGGUUGGUGGUGGUAAACUGUUGUACAUAUAAAUUGCUUUGAUCCACAAUCAAUGCAUACAGAUCUUCCGGGAAAAACAGCUCCAAAAAAUCAAGGGGGGGUAGUUAAAUUUGCUAAUUCCACCUGAAUUCUGGGUUGGGCAGUGAAUGGGGGAAGUACGGGUACUGCAGAAUUUGUGGGCUGCCAAUUGGGAUUUGCAAGCACAUCCGGAAGGAUACUAGGGGCUCUACAGGUCUGUGUGCGAAUUCUUGCUGGUUGCCGGACCAGAUUUGUGCUCGCCACCGCACCAGCUUGUAAUACACUUAUGGGACUCGCUGUGUCACCAAGUGGUACUGCAGUGCUGGUAUUUGAAAAACCAGGAUGUAUUAGGCCACUAGUACUCGACAGGUCACCAAAAGGUAGAGCGGCACUAGUACUGGCACUCUGCUGCAUAUGAGAGUCAUC